Cyclospora cayetanensis is the source of this 339-nucleotide messenger RNA. Its product is annotated as 60S acidic ribosomal protein P2. The record is from RefSeq and is a predicted model, not a curated record. Gene Ontology annotation, molecular function: structural constituent of ribosome. Lineage: Eukaryota; Apicomplexa; Conoidasida; Eucoccidiorida; Eimeriidae. Bases 1 to 339 code for a protein of 112 amino acids. Gene Ontology annotation, biological process: cytoplasmic translational elongation. The transcript is spliced from 2 exons. Gene Ontology annotation, cellular component: ribosome; cytosolic large ribosomal subunit.
AUGGCGAUGAAAUACGUGGCCGCUUACCUCAUGAAUGUACUGGGCGGAAAGGACUCUCCCUCCGCCGCAGACGUGAAGCGGACCCUGCAGGCAGUGGGUGCCGAUGUGGAUGCAGAAGUCCUCGAUACCCUUAUCAAGGCUAUGCAGGGAAAGACCGUUCAUGAGGUGAUUGCCGCGGGAAUGGAGAAGCUGCAGAAGGUCCCCACCGGAGGCGCUGCCGCUGCUCCGGCGGCGGCUGCUGGCGCUGCUGCUGGAGGCUCCAGCGAGCCUAAGGAAGAGAAGAAGGAGGAACCUGAGGAGGAGGAAGAUGCGGAUAUGGGUUUCUCCCUCUUCGACUAA